Molecule: messenger RNA, 492 nt
Organism: Schistocerca piceifrons (Central American locust)
Lineage: Eukaryota; Metazoa; Arthropoda; Insecta; Orthoptera; Acrididae
Product: flocculation protein FLO11-like
Exons: 2
Coding region: 1-492 (163 amino acids)
Source: RefSeq, a predicted model, not a curated record
AUGGGGGAGAAUCAACCAGAUAGACAACAAGUUAACGAGUUUAUAGAGAAUAGGAUAGAAGGUGAACCUGAAAAUAGGAGCGACUGUGAAUCAGAGAAUAGGACAGUCGGGGAGAUGCAGAAUCUGCAGGCUCAGUUAGACUGGGAUAAAAUUGAGACAGAUCAGACAGAUGGAAAUCGAAGGGAUGAGAACAUCGAAUUUCCAGAAUUUGAGAUUCCAGAUGAACCAAGGGACACUGACUGCCCAGAUGAACCAAGGGGCUCUGACUGCCCAGAUGAACCAAGGGGCUCUGACUGCCCAUAUGAACUGAGGGGCUCUGACCGCCCAGAUGAAUCAAGGGGCUCUGACUACCUAGAUAAACCAAGGGGCUCUGACUGCCCAUAUGAACUGAGGGGCUCUGACCGCCCAGAUGAAUCAAGGGGCUCUGACUGCCUAGAUAAACCAAGGGGCUCUGACUGCCCAGAUGAACAAAGGUGUUCUGACCACGGAUGA